GUCCGUGCCAAUAACGUGAUAACAAUGAAUUUUUAAUUUUUUUUUCGUCAUCGUUGGCGCACCUGAAGUCCACCAUCUUAUCGUGCACUUCUUAUCAAACAAACGUUUCCGUAAAAUAAUAACAACAUAACAAUCGUGUCGUUGUAAAUAUCGUAAAUUCUAAUAUCGCGCCAGUCCGUACUCAGAUUGUAAUCAAAUUCGCAAUAUACCCGGGAUCCCGUGUGCGCCGAGUAGGUACGCGGAAACUUGCGCUUGCAGCCGAUUUCGCUUUCGUUGGUCGCUGUUACAGGUAAUAAUUAUCAUUAUUCGAUUGUUAUAUAUAUAUAUAAACUACGACAAUCAGUAUCUAUCGACCGGAACCAUGAGCGGCGAGUCGCACACCAACGGCGAACCGGACGCGUCCGCGAGAUUCUCACAACAUUUGUCGCCGACCAAGAACAGCAUGCUCGCGCCCAGUCCGAUAGUGACAAGACGAACGAGAACUGAUUCCACGUAAGUAUAUUAUCAAGAGUGCGAAUCGCUGAUUUUCCAUCGUACAAACCAGAUUCCAGGUUAUCUUGAUUUUUCCCAACGGUUACUAAUAUUUCGUGCAAAAUUACCAAAGAGUUCCGUCAUUACCGAACAUUUGAACACCGUUUCGCGAUUCUGUUCGUACUCUGUGCAUUGUUCACGUCCAUUGUUAUUGUCUAAUCGACAACCCGUAAAGAAAAACCGGGGUUGAUGAUAACAAAUCGAACGUCCGCAGUUAUUUAUAUUUAGUAUUUGAACAAAAUUUAUAUUUAAAUUAUAAAUUUAACGCAUUUCACGUGUAUAUUGUGGACUUCGAACAAAGGGAUAAAUGGACCCAUUGGAUUUACAACUAUAUAUUUUGUUGUUUUUUUUUUAUUUUUUCUCUGUAGACAUUUUUUUUUUUUUUUUAAACUAUUCGAUUUCGUUUAGUAUGAUAACCAUGGAUUACAAAUUAUUGGACACAGUAGAGUGCUAAUUUUGAUAUUCGGUAAAAAUUGCACGUUUCUACAAUUAUUUUACACUGAAUUAUGACAAAAUCGAAAUGAACUGUUAUUGCGGAAAUAUUCCCAUUUUUACCCCACUGUGGGCCCACUGUUCUUGGAAAAUAACAUUUACUUCCUCAAUGCUCCAACUAAAUACCAUUUGUUAUCAGACACCACCUUUUAAUUUGAUUAGAUUAAGACUUUCGGUCGUUAAAAUGUUUACAGACAGGAAAAAAACACUAUAUUUAGAUUAAAAGGUGCUCUUGUUUUGUUUUAAAUCAAAAAAAAGUAUAGAAAUAUUAUUAUUCAUUAAUUAGUCUGUAAUCAUGACAAUUGAUAGGUUUAAUAUGUAAUUAUAAAUUGAACUAAAAACGUAGGUAUAGCAAAAAUUGCUGCAUUCUUACAAACCUAAUUAGUUUUAUUAACUUUCGGUUAUUAUUGUUAUUAAAAAAAUUAAUUUUGUAGUGAUCAGUUACCUAUUAUAUUAUGUAUAACUAAUACCCAAUACCAAUAACCAAAAGUGUAAUGAUUUAAUAACGUCAAUUAUAAUUGUAUGAGUAGUUUGAAAAUGUUUUCUUUGAUAUGAAAAAAUUAAAUGUUCAAUCAUUUAAAACUGUGAAAUAUAAAAUAGUUGCAUGUUUUUUUUUUUUUUUUUUUAACGGUCCUACCAUAAUAUAUUUCUAUUCGGUAUUAAUAUUCAAUUCAGUCGUUUAUUAUAUUUAUUUAUACAUUGUUUUUAUGAAUGUUUUUUUUAUCUUCAGAUCAGCUCUGGCUCUCAAGAAUCCGCAAACAACAGGAAAAGUAAAAUACUUUUGCAAAUCCAAGGGCCAUGGUUUCAUCACUCCAGACAACGGUGAUCCAGACACGUUUGUGCACAUUUCAGAGUGAGUAAUUAAUUAUUAUUUUGUAAUGUUUUUUUUUUUAAUUGUCUAAUUGAUGCUCUGUUACUUUAUAGUAUCGAAGGAGAAUUUGUUCCGCUACCAGGCGAUCAAGUGCGCUAUCGUCUAUGCCCUAUUCCACCAAAACUAGAAAAGUUUCAAGCUGUACAUGUUGAAAUCGUAAAUCUAACACCUCAAGUGCACCUAAGAUGGGAUUCUCCAGAAAUCAACUGAAUAAUAGUAUUAUAUUCAGUUGAUUGAUAAAUUUCAAAAGCAUGUCCAUUUUAAUUAUUUUCUAGUUAACUAAACUUUUAUUCAAACCGGUACAUUCCAAUUUUCUGUGCUGUAUGAUGUUAUUACCAAGGGACUUUUCAGGUGCCCUGAUUUUUUUUUAUUCCAGUAAAGUGCCAAAAUAAAUAUUAAUCCAUCUAAAUAAUGCACUAUCAUAUUAAUUAUUGUUGUACAAUUUUUCCCUUCCAUAAUAUUAUACCAAAUGAAAUUAUUUACCACUUUAAGUGCAUUGUUGUCAAAUUUUUAAAUGGAAGAUAUUUAAUUCCUUGAGAUAAUUUAACUGAAAUUUUAACAAUGAAGAUUUUUUACAUCAUUUAUUUUUACAUACAUUAUAUUUAUUGGUACUAUAUUUAUAUUUUAAAUUCAUUACCAUUUAUUACAAUUAAUAAUAUGUUUGUAAAUCUCAAAUACUAUAAACAGUAUAAAAUAUCAAAAAGACUCUGCGAUAAAUUAAAUUUUGCUCCAAGGGUGUAGUAUUUUGUCCUAAUUUUAACAAGCUAGUCAUGUAUUAUAUUACCUAUAUGUCUGAAUCAAAUAUGAAAUCAUCAUAUGAUAAUAAAUAAUUUGAUAAGUAGUUAUUUUGCUCUUAUUCAAUCAAAUUUUUAAUGCAUAAAUUUGCUUAGUAUGUAGGUAGCAGUUAUUUCAAAAAAAACAUUAAAAUUAUUUCUCUACAUUAUCUAAAAUAAAAACCAAUAUAAAAAAAAAAAAUAAAAAUAUAUGAAGGCAUAUGUUAUAAAAACAUUAAUUCAUCAAAUAUUCUGAAUAUAAACGUAAUCAUAUUUUGAAUAGUGUAUUAUUUGGAUGUUUUUCUAAUUCACAAGUAAAUUAAUGUGAGUGCAUUAUAUUUUGUUUGGUUAAAUUUUUCUCCAAUGAAUAAACAAAAUUUGACUGUUGCAUUUUUGAUGACUUUAGCUUUUAAAACGUGUGGUUGUUAAACAUUUUAUGUAAAUUUGCUUAUAAAAAUAAUUGUAGUUUUAGUUUACUGAUAAUAAUUAAUAUCACAUCGAACAAAAGUUAUUUGUGUUACUCUGAUGAUUAUUGUAUUGUUUUUGUGAUUUAUAUAAUAUUGUAUUUCAAAAUAAAAAUUCUGAAUUGUAUACGAAAAAGGUGAUUUAUUUAUUUAUUAUAACAAGCUAUUUUUUAAAUGAUCAAAUAAACAUUUUUACAGAUAAUUAGGGUACAAGUGUGAAAUUCAAUGUAUUCAUGGCAUGUAAAGUUUAAAUUGAAUUUUAUCAACUUUUCUAUAAGUAAUAAUAUUAUGUAUUGGUAUUUAUUAAAUUUACAUGUUAUACUUUUUUAAUAAUUCAAUAGCUUAUAAUGGUUUUAAAUUUGUUCAGGUCCAUUUGUGAGUUUGGAACGUAUAUUUAUAUUUAGCUUUAGUUUGUUUUUUAAAAAAAUUAAAACUAUUGUUAUUUAUUUAUUUUUACAUUACUGAACCAAUAUUGGUUAUAUAUUUUGGUGACUCAUUAAUUUACUAUAUGCAUAUAUUUAUAUUUUUUAAAUUGUUAUAUUAUUAUUAUUUUUUUUUUUUUUGUAUUUGUUAUUUUAAAUCGCAUUGACUUUAACAUAAUAUUAUAUAGGUAAUUAACACCAAUAUGUCGAUUACUCAAGUGUUAUCUAUAAUUAAUUGAGUAAUUUUAACAAUUGUACUACUUUAUACAAUUUAAAUGUUAAAACUUGAAUUUUAUAAAUAUUAGUUGAUUGUAUAUUGUAAUAUAUAUUAUUACGAUGUGUUGUGUUGUAGAAUUUAGC
This is a messenger RNA of Cinara cedri, 3913 nucleotides long. The record is from the annotation of a GenBank genome assembly. NCBI's taxonomy places the organism in Eukaryota, Metazoa, Arthropoda, Insecta, Hemiptera, Aphididae.